AAUCUUUCCCCAGGCUGUCUCUGAUCUUCCACAGGUCAAAGUUGCAGACCGACCAUCCAGCGCAGAUCGUCAACUGGUGCUCUCUAAGCACCACCUCGGCGCGCGUCAUAACCAUCCAACGCGUCCUGAGACAGUUCACCGAUAUCACAACAAAAACAACAACAAGUAUUGUAUACAAUAAUGUCUGCUCAGCAUAGCCUACCUGGAAGCCCCUCGCGUCGCGUUCUAGGCGAUUUGAUUCCCAGAGCUAUGAAUACACCCUCGAAAGCUAAGAACCUCGAGUCGUCCGGACUCACUCGGGCGCAAAGCCCUUUGAAGCAACUCCGAGCCACCAGCCACACUCCGCAGAUCUUCGCCAACAAAGAGAACGCCAGCAGCACCGACGCGUUCCCUCAGGGGCGGAAAAGAAGCAUUGCCGAAGUAGACGACGCGGAGAAGGUCCCCACUGCGAAAAUGGUCGCUUUCGAGCGCGAUGGCCCCCAAGACGCGAUAGCUCAGCUGACGAGCGCUGCCGUGCAACGUCACACCUCCAACAACCCCGUAGGCCUUGCCGACCCAGGAUCUCCCACUGAACGCGCAACUCCCACACCCUCCCCCUCCUCCCCCUCACCACAACCGCAGUCCUUUCCAGACCCGCGAUCGCAAAUCUUCGCGGAUCCGCACUCGCUCACCUUCGCCGACUCGCACUCGCAGCCGUUCCCGGACUCGCAAAAAUCCUUCUCCGAGUUCCUCGACUACGGCCUCUGCGCCUCGCAGCAAAGCGAACACGGCAUCGCCGUCGCCGCGUCCAAACCCGCGCCCAAGACCCCGACCAGCGCGCCCGCGCCAAAGUCGCGCGCCCAGCUCCUGCGCACCCGCCUGACCUUCGCCAAGUACAAGGUGCGCACAAACCAGGUCUCGAAGCCGACGCGCGACGUGCUGUCCGACUACAACCUGUCCUCGUCGCCCGACGCGCUGCGCACACACGGCUACAUGACGUCCGGCGAGCAGCUGGGCGCCGCCGACGCGCCCGCGCCCGCGCCGCGCGUGCCCCAUAUUACGAUUUCGUCGCCGGCGCGCCCCGUGUUCGUCAAGGCGAAUCUCGAUCCGUUCCGGCCGAUUGGCGCGCUGGGGCAGCCGCCGGUGAGCUUCGCGCCGCCGGUGGACCGCAGCGGGGUCGAGUCGCGGGUCGUCGAGGGCUACGAUGUGGGCAGCUCGCCGCCGGUGCAGAGCGUGAGUCCUUCGGAGUUGAUGGGGUCGGCGCGGGGCGGCGAGAGUAAGCAUGCACGGCUGCAGCGGCUGAAGGAGCAGCAGUGGCGGGAGACCAGUGGGACGCAGGGGCGGGAAAGCAGUGGUGCGCAGGGCAAUGCGGGGACUGCGGGGAGUGCAGGGAGCGCAGGCAGUGCUGCGAAAGGGUUGAUGGAACUGAUGAGUGGGAGACGGUAAGGAAAUAUCAAGAGAUUAGUCGGUUAGAAAUGCAUCCUUAUGACUUAGACAGUCAACACGGUUUCAC
Messenger RNA from Boeremia exigua, 1492 nucleotides. RefSeq lists its product as uncharacterized. The transcript is spliced from 2 exons. The coding region runs from base 181 to 1425 and encodes 414 amino acids. The record is from RefSeq and is a predicted model, not a curated record. NCBI's taxonomy places the organism in Eukaryota, Fungi, Ascomycota, Dothideomycetes, Pleosporales, Didymellaceae.